AUGUCCCCGAACACUAUCCCCCUCAAUGUCAUGGCUAGAGAGCGGUGCCGCAUCCCAGUCGGCGACCCAACGAGCCUCAGGGCACUCCAGAAUAUCCACUACGACAUCCCAAUCAUGCCCCGCAUCCCCCUCUACGUGGGACUACUCGUCCGCGUCAUCCCAAUCCAACCCACAACUCCCGCCGCCGGGGAAUCCCCCGACGAAGACCCCCGCACUGCCCCGCCGACCUACACCGCCGCCGCGACGAGUGUAGCUGGCAAAAUCAUCGGCAUACGGACUCUCGAGAGGAACACAGUCGAACUAGUCGUCAAGAACGAUGACAUCUCCACUAGAACUGCAUACGCCUACCUCACCGUCCACCACGCCGAAGGCAAGACGGUACACCUCCCCCUUGGACUGCGCGCGAUCCGCGCCGUCUCCCGCCCCUUCCUCCAGAAGACGAGGGACGUGCCGAUCGAGCAUGAUGCAGUAAUCACCGCCGCCCCUGCCCAGUUCUCCGCGACUGGAGAGCGAAACGGGCCUGACGAAGUAAUACCGACGGCGGAAGAGUGGAUACGGCGCCGGAAUGAGCAGAGAAGGCUGUAA
Molecule: messenger RNA, 585 nt
Organism: Trametes versicolor FP-101664 SS1
Lineage: Eukaryota; Fungi; Basidiomycota; Agaricomycetes; Polyporales; Polyporaceae
Exons: 1
Coding region: 1-585 (194 amino acids)
Source: RefSeq, a predicted model, not a curated record